Molecule: messenger RNA, 3347 nt
Organism: Chelonia mydas (Green sea turtle)
Lineage: Eukaryota; Metazoa; Chordata; Testudines; Cheloniidae
Gene: POFUT4
Product: fucosyltransferase 11
Exons: 3
Coding region: 56-1573 (505 amino acids)
Cellular component (GO): Golgi membrane
Molecular function (GO): alpha-(1->3)-fucosyltransferase activity
Source: RefSeq, a predicted model, not a curated record
GGGGCUAGCAGCGCGGGGCGGGGGGUUGGCAGGCGCCCGCGCGGAACCGCCAACCAUGGGCGUUCGGGGCGGCGGGCAGGGCCGCGCGUCCCGGCUGCGCUGUUGCCUUGCAGCGAGCUUGGUGCUGGUGGUGCUGGCCGCGGGGGCCGGGCCGCUCGCAGCCGGAGAGUGGGAGCCGGCGGACGGGCCGCCCGAGCCCCGCGGCCGCUCCCCUUUCCAGCCCAGCACCGGCCUGCCCCCGGUGGAGUUCGGGGCGGUGGUCGCGGCCUCGUACCGGGGCCCUGGGAACGGCGACACCCGCCGCAACCGGGAGCUGCCCAUCCUGCUGUGGUGGAGCCCGGGCCUCUUCCCGCACUUCCCGGGGGACACGGAGCGCAUCGACUGCGCGCGCCGCUCCUGCCUGGUGACCCGGCGCCGGCGCGUGGCGCUGCACCGGCGCACCAAGGCCGUUAUCUUCUACGGGACGGACUUCCGGGCCUACGAGGCCCCGCUGCCGCGCCUGCCCCACCAGACCUGGGCCCUGUUCCACGAGGAGUCCCCCAUGAACAACUACCUGCUCUCCCACCGGCCCGGCAUCCGCCUCUUCAACUACACCGCCACCUUCCGGAGGGAGUCGGACUAUCCCCUGACCCUGCAGUGGCUGCCCAGCCUGGCCUACCUGCGCCGGGCCGCCCUGCCGCUGGCGGAAAAGGAGCGGUGGCGCCAGCAGGGCUAUGCCCCGGUGCUGUACAUGCAGUCCCACUGCGACGUCCCCUCCGACAGGGACAGAUACGUGCGGGAGCUCAUGAAACACAUCCAGGUAGACUCCUAUGGUAAAUGCCUGAAUAACCGAGAGCUUCCCAGUGAGAGGCUGAGGGACACUUCUACAGCCACAACAGAGGAUUCUGAAUUCAUGACCUUUAUCUCCAGGUACAAGUUUCAUCUUGCCAUGGAGAAUGCCAUAUGCAAUGACUACAUGACCGAGAAGCUGUGGCGUCCAAUGCAUUUGGGUGCCAUCCCUGUAUACCGAGGCUCCCCAUCUGUGCGGGACUGGAUGCCUGAUGACCUCUCCAUCAUCCUCGUGGAUGAUUUUGGAAGCCCCCAAGAACUAGCACAGUUCCUUGACUUCCUGGACAGGAAUGGAGAGGAGUAUUUGAAAUAUCUAGAGUAUAAGAAGCCGGGAGGCAUUACGAACCAGUUUCUGCUGGAGAACAUGGAGAGACGUGAGUGGGGAGUGAAUGACAUGACUUUGCCCAAUUACCUGAAUGGCUUUGAGUGUUUCAUCUGUGACAGGGAGAACAUCCGAGUCGCUGAUGAGAGGGAUCAUAAGAAAUCUCGUGGGAAAGUGCCAGCUCCUGAACCCCACAUAGCUCAGUUCACACACAUGGGAUGUCCCAUGCCAGCCCCUGGCUUUGGAAACAUUGAGGAUCUCUCUGCAGGAGACAGCUGGAAGGAGAUGUGGCUACAGGAUUAUUGGCAGAGUCUUGACCAGGGUGAGGCUCUCACCACCAUGAUUCACCACAACGAGUCUCAUCAGGGAAGAUUUUGGGAUUAUAUGCAUGAGAUCUUCGUGAAGAGGACCAGACAGCAAUGACCAUCGUCAUGAGCACCUGGUUCAGUGUUACACAGAAGGCUGGGAGGGUAGGGACUUUUACCUGUCUCCGAAGACACUGUCUUGGAAUGCAAGAGGAAUUGCUCAUCUUGUAUCUCAUUCAAACUUUGAAGACCUUCCCUUCAUGGGAUCUGAGGACAGUCAGUCUCUGAUCAGGCUUGAGUUCACCACACACACACACUCUACUUCAGCAGUGGAUUCCCAUCCUUGUUCUGGAGGCACCGUCUUCUGGGGUCAGAGAAGAAUUCAGUCUCUUUGUGCUUUCAGUGUAAUUUCCUCUGACCAAAAAAGUAUUACACUUUGUGCCAAAUGACUUGGAACAUGGGCCUGUUGAGGCUGAACUGAGGUGUCCUAAGUUUGUUUCAUUUCAGGAAUUUAAUUCCACAUAUUCAGUAUUAUUUUUGUAAAGGCUUUUUAUUUCACUAGGCACUUAUCCCUCCCGUUAAGAUGGGUGUUUUUUUUAAAAUCAGGGAUACUAGUAAAUACCCGGCUUUUAUGAACAAGUAAUUUUUCCAGUGAGGAAAUUAUGAUAGAUUAUAUCUGGGGAGAAGGGUUUUAUGCCUUAUGAAACUUCAGUGGUAAAGCAUUCCCUCUUCAAGUGAAUAUGCCUCAAACAUAGUAAAUUUCGGGAAGUCUUUUCCCUUCCCCUCCCCUCCAUCAAACAGCGUUCACUUCUGUUAAAUGAUGACAAUCUUAGUGGUCUUGGCAAAAACAUCAUUUCAGAUGUGGUAUUUCUUACUCCUGUAAAUCUCAUAAUGAUCAGGAUAUGGAAAGAACUCUGCAAUUUAUACCCCCACACUGUGUGGGCAUGAGCACAUGUGCGAUUUACAUGCUGUGUGAGUCCAAUUCACUAUUUAUCCUGUGUUCCGUGAACUAAUGACAACUGAUCUUAGACCAGCCCUCUAACCCAGUAGUUCUCAAACUUUUUUUUUUUUCACGGAUCACUUGAAAAUUGCUGAGGGUCUCGGCGGACCACUUAAUGAUCUUUCCAAAUAUUGUUUGUACCGUUAGCUAACUAUUGUAAAGUGCUUUGGAUAAAAAUUCUAUAUAAAAACAAACUUAAUAAUAAACUUUUUUUUUUUGGUUCUACAGAUAAAAACACACAACUCCUAUUUUAAUACCAUCAGUCUUACCUUUCUAAUGUGAUGGAUGUGCCCUCUCUCCCCUGCUGCGGCAGCCCCUGAGUUGAGGCUGGGAAGGAGGGGGGUCUCUCCCCUGCCGCAGUAGCCCUAGAGCUGGAAAAAGUCGCCUCUUUCUCUGGCCGCCGCAGCCCCUCUUCUCACCCCACUGCCCCCUCCCACCUACCCCCUAUUCCUCCCAAGGCCACCACCUCACCUUACAUGUGUCUUCUCCAGGGUCCAGGUACCUAAUUAGUGGAGCCAUGCCUGCGCGGCUCCACUAAUUAGGUGUGUGGCCCUUCAUUCUUUCAUGUGCGGCAACCCAGACACGCCCCUUAGAGGGAACUUUUACGGACCACCUGAAUGGAGCUCGCGGACGACUGGUGGUCCGCGGACCACAGUCUGAAAACCCUCCCUCAGUCUUUUCUCAGAGGCAACAUAUCCAGCUUCCUAAACGUCCUCUCAAAGGUCCCAUUUUUAAAAUAAUUUAGUCUUCAUGUCACUUUCUUCUGAACACUCUUGUUUGUCUUUUUUUAAAAGUAUUUAGAAUUGAACCAUAGCCAUAAUCAGUGUGGAUGAAAGUGGAAUAAUGUUUUACAUUUAUUACUGCUAUUAAUACAACCUCUUUUACAACAGCA